Molecule: messenger RNA, 1257 nt
Organism: Ostrinia nubilalis (European corn borer)
Lineage: Eukaryota; Metazoa; Arthropoda; Insecta; Lepidoptera; Crambidae
Product: glyoxylate reductase/hydroxypyruvate reductase-like
Exons: 7
Coding region: 145-1212 (355 amino acids)
Cellular component (GO): cytosol
Molecular function (GO): glyoxylate reductase (NADPH) activity; hydroxypyruvate reductase (NADH) activity; hydroxypyruvate reductase [NAD(P)H] activity
Source: RefSeq, a predicted model, not a curated record
GUUUACAUUUAGUUUAAGUAACUGGACGUGGCUAGUUUCGCUCGCCAAUUUCAAGACGGUUAAGUCUCAGUCAACUUUAGAUUUUAGUUGUGACUUGCAGUACAAUAGAGUUUUAUCAGUCGAUUGUAGAUAAACACGAGCGAUAUGUUACGUAAAUCGUUUAUCGCGACACUGACGUUCGCGGUUAUUCAUGUUUUGCCGGCCCUCGGCGAGAACACAACCAUGACGAACAAUCUCAAGGUUCUGGUGUCUUCCAACGAUUUCCCUGAAAGUGGACUGGAAGUUUUACGCAAACAUUUCACAGUUCUACAAAGCCGUUUUAUACACUUCGGGGAAGAGGGCAUCACCGAGAACAAGGAGGAACUCCUGAACCUCAUCCCGGGAUGCUCAGGACUCGUGUGGGUGUCACAUCACCCCAUCACCAAGGAGUUGCUGGAUAAAGCUGGUCCAUCCCUCAAAGUGGUCGCUACAGCAUCAGCCGGCUACAACCAUUGCAACCUAGACGAGCUGAAGGCACGUGGUAUCAAGCUCGCGAACACACCGAAUGUUCUGAGCCCUGCUGUCGCUGAGAUUGCUGUCGGACUCAUCCUGGGCGCGGCUCGCCGGUUCACGGAGAAUUUGGAUCAAGUGCGCAGAGGCGAAUGGGAGAUCGGCUUCAACAAAGUGCUGGGACAGGAUGUGCGUGGGAGCACCGUGGGCAUCGUCGGGCUAGGAGGCAUCGGGCAGGCGGUGGUCAAGCGGCUGGCCGGCUUCGAGGUCGGCAAGUUCGUCUACACAGGCCACAGGGAGAAGCCUGAAGGCAAAGCACUAGGAGCAGAGUUCGUAUCACUUGACCAGCUGCUGGCACAGAGUGACUUCAUAGUGCUGGCGGUACCACUCACCAGUGAGACCAAGCACAUGAUCAACAGCACCACCCUGGCCAAGAUGAAGAAGAACGCCAUCCUCGUCAACGUUGGCAGAGGGGAUUUGGUUGACCAAGACGCGUUGUACGACACUCUGAAGAAUCACCAGAUCUACGCCGCCGGCCUCGACGUGACCACUCCAGAGCCUCUGCCGAAGGACCACAAGCUGCUCACACUUCCUAACAUUUUCAUCCUCCCGCACAUCGGCAGCGCGACUGUGCGCACACGCAGCGACAUGGGCGUAUUGGCGGCAAAUAACGUAGUCAACGCGCUCUCCGGCAAGCCUCUCAUCACGCCUGUACUCGAAUAGAACUCUUAAAUUAACUACAUUAAAGUACCUACAUUGUCGCUUGAA